Balaenoptera acutorostrata (minke whale) is the source of this 4249-nucleotide messenger RNA. RefSeq names its product cytochrome c oxidase assembly factor 8. Gene Ontology annotation, cellular component: mitochondrion. Bases 13 to 816 code for a protein of 267 amino acids. The transcript is spliced from 4 exons. NCBI's taxonomy places the organism in Eukaryota, Metazoa, Chordata, Mammalia, Artiodactyla, Balaenopteridae. Gene Ontology annotation, biological process: intrinsic apoptotic signaling pathway. The record is from RefSeq and is a predicted model, not a curated record.
CGGACGGCACCCAUGGCGGCCUUGCGACCCCGGAGGAGGGCUCUGCUUCGUCUCUGCCGCGCCUUCUCCAGCGGCGGCUGCCAGCUCGCCCCCGAGCGCGGCGGUGAGCGCAGGGAUGCCGCGCCGAGCCGGGUCUCAAGAUUCUGCCCUCCAAGAAAAUCUUGCCAUGAUUGGAUAGGACCCCCAGAUAAAUAUUCAAACCUUCGACCUGUUCACUUUUACAUCCCUGAAAAUGAAUCACCAUUGGAACAAAAGUUAAGAGAAUUAAGACAAGAAACACAAGACUGGAACCAACAGUUCUGGGCAAACCAGAAUUUGACUUUUCUUAAGGAAAAAGAAAAAUUUAUUGACUCAAGACUAAAAGCCAAAGGCCUGGAACUGAGAGCUGAAUCAGUUUAUACCUCCCAGGUCCAAGGAAGUAGCCAGACUGAGGCUCUGCCCAGGCGGGGUUCUGUUGAAGGAGUGAGGCUGCUCCACAGACAGUGCCCAGCAGACCUGAGGGCCAGGCAAAGGGGUCCACGUGCAGGAGACACAUUAAACGCGAACGGCAGGUGGCAGGAGGCGUUUGUGGCAGAGAUGAAGAGGCGUGUGGACUUUAUGAAAAGCCUUAACAAAUUUGUAGAAAUAACAAAACACCUGCAGAUGAAUAAUGUGACUACAAGAAAAAAACUCCUCAAACUAAAUUUCACAGUGCCUAUUAAAACAGCACCUAGGGACUUCCCUGGUGGCGCAGUAGUUAAGAAUCCGCCUGCCAAUGCAGGCGACACGGGUUCGAGCCCUGGUCUAGCAAGAUCCCACAUGCCGUGGAGCAACUGAGCCCAUGCGCCACACCUGCUGAGCCUGAGCUCUAGAGCCCGCGAGCCACAACUACUGAGCCCACGUGCCACAACUACUGAAGCCUCCGCACCUAGAGCCCGUGCUCCGCAACAAGAGAAGCCACCACAAUGAGAAGCCCACGCACUGCAACAAAGAGUAGCCCCCGCUCACCGCAACUAGAGAAAGCCCGUGCGCAGCAGCGAAGACCCAAUGCAGCCAAAAAAAAAAACAAAAAACAAAAGACAAAAAACAAACAAACAGCACCUAGGCCUUGUUUUAUGCUUACUGAACUCAAGGAGAUGUUUUCCCAGCUCCUUUUCCAGAAGGAUUUAGUUGCAUGAAGUACGCAUAUGCCAAGAAGCGGGGAAACUAUGACCACUGAAUAUCUAAGAAUUCAUCCUAUAGGAAAACACGGGAAGACUUCACUCUGUUCCUUGAAGCAUUGUCUUUCAUUGCCAAACAAUGGGAAGUAUCUAAAUAUCCAGUCAUUUCAGAUUAGAUAAGGCUGUGGUGGCCCACUGCGCACUGGAUGUUCACUGGAAUAUUCUGCAGCAGUCUAGGAACAUUAUUGACUUAAUUUCAAGUGCGAAAAGUAGAAUACCAUGACGUCAGCUCUGCCUGCCCCCAGAUUAAAUCCCGUGUAAGGCAGGCAGUGCUGUGGGAGGGUUCUUGCCUCUAGUUGCUUUUACUGCUGAAGUGUUUAUGCAGCUGGAGCGGGGUGCCGUCAGGAUGGGUUUACUUUAAGUCAGCUGGUAUUUAAGAAACACCCACUCGGUUUGCGGUAAAUGUGUAAUAAAUUAGAUUGUUCUGCCUGUCAUUCUUAGUAUUACUAAAGUUCAGUAUCACAUUGCAGUGUUGACAGGUGUGGAAUCUGAAUUACUCAGCAAACGUUUAUGGUGCUUCUGCUUUAUGCUGUGCGUCACCUGGGAAUGUUUGGGCAGGACACCAAACUAGACCAGUAGCUGAAGGUGGCACGCCCAUCUGUCCUUAGAACCCUGGGGCGCCUGCGGUGCUGCCGGCAGCGGUGACGAGCGCGCCCCUCUGUGCCAGGCCCGUCCCACCUGCCACACUGACCGCGACUCAGUUUGUCUCAGAGCGGCCUUAUGAGGUGUGCUGCUGUGAUCCGCGUCGUGGAGCCCGGAGAAGCCACAGGGCCGGCGAGGGACGGAGCCCUCCUGCCUGCGGGGCCGGGAGGACACGUCCCGCCUCCUCAGCUCCUCUCGUCAUCGUGUGAGAGGCAGGGGAGGCUGGCUGGAGGGUGCGCAGGCGCCUCUCCCUGGAGGACCGGCGGGACCCGCUUGCAGCUUAGGAGACGCCGCUGCUCUCGGCCAGCGCGCGCCCCGCUGCCCGGAGCGAGAGCUCCAUGUACGGCCCCACAUCGCGCUGCAGCCCUGCCUGCUCUCCGCCCCCUCACUCUGUGUUCAGCCACGUCUCUGCCUCGCCACACCCGUCACUUGCUCUGCCCGUGCUGCUCCCCUUCUGUGCCCUGUGGGAUCCUGGCUGGACUGUCCCCUUCCCUGGGAGCCUUCGGCUUCCCUCCCCUCCUCAGGCAUCUGGUUGUCCCUCUCUUUCCGCCAUCAGUAUCCACCCCUUGAUUGAUUCCAGGUAUUUACUGAACGCCUGCCACAUCCCAGGCUAGUCCUGGGGACCAGCUGGGGACGAGACAGAGCCACGGCCUCGCCUUUGUGGAGCGGAGCUCCUUGCGUGGGCCGGGCGGGUGACCAGCAGACGAGCAGCUCGGCGAACGCGCUCCGCACUCCCGGGCUGUUGACCGCGGGGGAGGACGAAGCCGAGGGGAGCGCAGGAGCCGGCGUUUUAACAGGGGCCUCAGGGAAGCCCCCUCGGAGGGGCGGCGUCUGGGGAGGUGGCGAGAGGGUCUUCCAGAUGCAGGUUUUGAGGAGCAGCAGGAGGCUGGGUCAGAGGAGCGAGGGCGCGUGGAAUUGACUGCUCUUCGCUCAGCCCGCGGGGGUCCAGGUGGCGUGUGGGCCCCUGCUCAGGCUGGCCGCGAGGUGGCCCUUCUGCCUCUGUGGGGGACAGCCACGCUUGUACUGUGUGGUCUACGUUUGCCUUUGUGCUGUGUGAGUUCAGGGUUGGCCACUUUCCCUCCUGUUUCUGUAGAAAUGUGCCCUGGGGUCACCUUCCCAGCUCUGUCUCUGUCUCCCAAAAAUCCUGGUGCGGUUGAAGUGUCAGCAUCAGCUUUGCAGCCAGGAAACACGGCCUCUGUCUGGAGUCCUGGCGAGUGGACUAACCCCGGGGGGAGCCGGAACGGGGGCCUCUCUGGAUGGGGGUGCUCUGCAAGUGCAGGGACCCUGGGUGCGACGCCUGUUUGGAGCUUGGGGCUUCUAAGCCAGAGGGCUCUCUCCCCAGUUUCCUCCUCCCACCAGCUCCUGGCAGCCACUAGUCUACUUUCUGUCUCUAUGAAUUUGCCUAUUCUGGACAUUUCCAGAUAAAUGUCAUCAUAUACAGGCAUACCUCAUUUGUGCUUUGAAGAUACUGUGUUUUUUACAAAUUAAAUGUUUGUGGUAACCCUGUAUAGAGCAAGUCUAUUGGCGCAAUUUUUCCAACAGCAUUAUUUUGUAAUUAAGGUAUGUAUGGUUUUUUAGACAUAAUGCUAUUGCACACUUAAUAGAUCUCAGUAUAGUGUAAACAUAACUUUAUAUGCAUUGGGAAACCAAAAAAUUCAUGUGACUCACUUUACUGCAAUACUUGCUUCAUUGUAGUGGUCUGGGACCAAACCCUCAAUAUCUCCAAGGUCUGCCUGUAAUAUGUAGUGUUUUAUGUGUGCCUUCUUUCACUUAAGUGUGUGUUUUCAAGGUUCAUCCAUGUUGUAGCAUGUAUCACUACAUUGAAGAUUCUUUUCUAUGGCUGAAUAAUAUUCCACUAUAUGGACAUACGACAUUUCGUUUAUCCAUCAGUUGAUGGACAUUUGGGUUGUUUCCACUUCUUGACUAUUAUGAAUAACACUGCUGUGAACAGUCACGUAUAUAUCUGUAAGUGGGAUGCAGGCUCAUAUGGUAACUCUAUGUUUAACUUUCUGAGGAACUGCCAAGCUGUUUUUCAAAGUGGCUGCAUCAUUUUACAUUCCAACCAGCAAUAUGUAAGAGUUCCAAUAUCUCUGUAUCCUCAUCAACACUUGUUAUUGUUUGUCUUUUUGAUUGUAGUCAUCCUAGUGAGUGUGAAGUGAUCUUAUUAUCUUUUUAAGUUGAAUUUCCUUAAUGACUCAUUAGUCAUUAGUUGAAUAUCUUUUCAUGUUCGUAUUUGCCAUUUUUAUAUCUCCUUUGGAGAAAUGUUUAUUCAAAUCCUUUAAAAUUGGGUUAUUUUAAAGGAUUUAAUUGGGUUAUUUCUCUUUUUAUUGUUGAGUUGUAAGAGUUCUUUACGUACUCUGGAUAUUAGACCCGUAUUAGAAGGAUGAUUUGCAAAUAUUUUCUCCCAU